CAUCAUCCGUUUUGGUUUACAGUCUCUGAUCUUCAGUUAAACUCUCUGUUGAAGGCGGGAGUUCAGUUUGGACACGUCUGGUCAGGCCAGAUCAAAACACAUUACACCUUCUUGCCAAAGAAACUACUGCCAAGAUUCUUCUCAAUGGAGGUAAUAAUUCAUUGUCCGCUAAAAGAAGACAUGUUGCUGCUGAGGACUUUCGCUCCCUGGUUGUUGUUGGUCUUCCUCGGGCAGCAGGUCUCCCUGUCAUCCGGUGCGCGCAAUAAGAACCGAGGAGCGGACAAGACCGUGACCCCAGCCCCCGGCAGAGCGCAGAGGAGAGGGAACAAGCCUGCAGAGAGCGGCAAGUUCUCCAUCAAGGACAAGAUGCAGUGCACGUGGAGGGCGACUAACUUCGAUGACACGGUCACGCUGUCGGUCAAAUGCGAAAACCGGGAGGCGCGCAGCACCGAUCUGGAGUGUCAAUACAAAGCCAAACCUCAGAGCUGCCCGGGAUACCAGUCCCAACCCAAGGCCUUCUGGAAACAGGUGGCCCGCGCGUUCAAAAGGCUCCAAGGCAAAGUGUGCACGGACGACCGCGCGCUGGUGAGGGCUGGCGUGUGUAAGCGCGCGCCCCGGGAGGCGCACUUUAAGCUGGACAAGUCCAGCUCUUCCGGAGAUCCGCAGACCCCCCAGCCGCUGCCACCUCGCGCCGCCCCCACCGCUGCGGCUCCGGCCGGACCGACGGCCUGCACAGGGCGCGCGGACCACCGGAAAAAGGCUGAAGAGCAUUGCAACAGCUCGUGGGUCAGUGUGUGCUCUUUCUUCUUCUCCAUGCUGCAAAGUGACGACUGUUAGCUUCAGAUCCCAGGAGCGGAUGUGGACGUGAUCAGACUGAAUGCAGGUUUUAUUUUAGGACUCAGCGACGCAGCAGCAGCAGCAGCAUCUGUCAACAAACCUUUAAUUUUGAAUCAGUAACAGUCAGAUAUUCUCUCCACAGUGUGCAUUUUACAGAAGUGAACUGAGUGAUUUUCAGUUACCACAUACACCAACAUGACGUGUUACUCAUGCAGAUGUGGAUGUUAUCAGGUGUUUUUGAAUGUGACUCAGCCAAUCUGAGCUGAAGAUACUAUUUUAUUUCCAUUUAAUGCAGUAAUUUAUCACCAGUGGUGAAAAGUAAGUACUGUCUUAAGUACAAUUUUGAGGCACUUGUACUUUACUUUACUUUAUACUUCACUACAUUUAUCUGGUAGUUGUAGUCACUUUUCAGAUUUAAAUGUUCAUCCAAAACAUGAGAUGAGAUUGUAAAAUAUGAUUUAUUGUUACAGAUUAAACACCCAACAGUUCAUAAGGUAGACAGAAUUAGCUCCACCUUGACCAACAUUACAUACACCAUUAAAGUGCUGCUCACACAUCAAUGCAUUAGUAAAAAAUAAUCCAAUAAUUUAAUAUAGAGUAUAAUAACAUAACACUCCAUACUGCAAAGUGAGUACUUUUACUUUUGAUACUUGAAGUAUAAUUUGCUGAUAAAUAUUCUGUACUUUCACUAUUUUUGUUUUAAUUUUUCAACUUUUUAAUUAGCAAGCAUGACAAGACAUCAUAAGAUUAUAAUACACACAGUGUGAUAUUAUUUUAUUCAAGCAAAGAACCUAAAUACUUCUUACACCACUUGUUUAUCUCACAGAACUGAAGAUUGAUUAUUAUAGAAGAGCGGUAUUUUCUUCUACCUCUGGUCAACUCAACCUCAAUCAACCAUGUAAACACCACUGUACUGUAUUUAUGCACCACAAAUAAAUAUUUUCUAUUAUA
Molecule: messenger RNA, 1788 nt
Organism: Siniperca chuatsi (mandarin fish)
Lineage: Eukaryota; Metazoa; Chordata; Actinopteri; Centrarchiformes; Sinipercidae
Product: fibroblast growth factor-binding protein 1-like
Exons: 2
Coding region: 145-837 (230 amino acids)
Biological process (GO): cell-cell signaling
Molecular function (GO): growth factor binding
Source: RefSeq, a predicted model, not a curated record